AUGGCGGAGUACUUGGAGCAAAAUAUCGAAGAUGUUAAAAACUAUGUUCAAAAGAAUUACACUUAUCGGCAGAUUAGCGACAUUUUCAAGCAGCAUUUUCCUGGGGUUAGUCGAGGUUUCUCGGAGAGAAAUAUUCGGUUAUUCUGUUCAAAGCGUGGAAUAAGGAAACUGGACAAUUUUGAAGUGGACACCAUUAUUCAACAGUCUAUCA
Molecule: messenger RNA, 211 nt
Organism: Paramuricea clavata
Lineage: Eukaryota; Metazoa; Cnidaria; Anthozoa; Malacalcyonacea; Plexauridae
Source: the annotation of a GenBank genome assembly